This is a messenger RNA of Paramacrobiotus metropolitanus, 1392 nucleotides long. RefSeq lists its product as uncharacterized. The transcript is spliced from 2 exons. The record is from RefSeq and is a predicted model, not a curated record. The coding region runs from base 191 to 1162 and encodes 323 amino acids. NCBI's taxonomy places the organism in Eukaryota, Metazoa, Tardigrada, Eutardigrada, Parachela, Macrobiotidae.
UACGUACGUACUUCAUGAUCCCAUGAUCUAGAAUACUUCAGUCGAGAUUAUAAUACAAUAGUACCUUGAAACGCUGAGAAAAAUCUUGAAGUACGAGCGCAUAAAGUUCAGUCAAGUUCAGUGUUAAGUUCAGUCGUUUACGUUCAAGGUCAGACACUGUCUACGACUUCUAACUUCUAAGGCACAAGGUAUGCGUUUAUGGGAGAUAUUCGCAGAAAUAUUGUCGCUUUAUUGCCUGUGCUUUGUUGCCUCGUGCCCUGUCAGUACUAAGCGCGCUUACAUGGAUCAUACGGUUGCUAAUACAACCAUUAACCCUCAGGAAAAAGUACGGCGAUAUCUGGAUGAAGUGGUAGCCUUAUCCGGUGGUAACCACGGAAUAAUUGUGAUGAAAAACAUGUCGAAACCUCGGCCGUACUUUCCGGCCACCAUUCGACCAGAUGAUAUUGUGAUAAGGAUGUCACAAGGCAUAGACAUAGUUUUACAAUGCCGCUCCAUUGGGACCGGUCCAUUGUCGCCAACUCCGCUUAUUCGCUUCAAUGGAAAGCUACUGAAUUUUACGCAUGCCUUCUUGAACGAUUGGCGGGAAAAGACUUAUCGCUGCUGCAACCCUGAGUCCCGCUUUAAAGCACCCCCGGCAGACAGUAUGCAAGUCAUCAAACCAAAAGACUAUAACACAACAGGCCACUUUCAAAUUAAACUGACCGAGUUUUCUCAUUCCCAUGCUGGUACAUACGAAUGUCUGAGGGCAGACGGCAAUAACUUUACCGUAACCCAACGCUUCGUAAUCAGCCCUCGAUUAUUUCCGAACCAGGUACUUGAUCCCCCAAUGGGCAACGUUACCGCUAAAGUUGGGGAGGAAGCUAGCUUGCGUUGCUCAGUGAGGUACAACAACAAUCCGCUACUACACUGGGAGUAUGGCAGGCGAUUUAUUUGGCGCAAGGAUCAGCAUCUGUUAUUUGCCACUGGCAUACCAGCGUUUAAAGAGGCGGAGAUUGGUGGUGCUAUGCACAGUGGAACUUCUGCGGAUUGCCAUUGCCACUCUACGCUAGUGUUUAACAAGGUCACCAAAGGUGACGCUGGACAGUACCAGUGCUUUUUUAAAAUAGACGACGUAUUCGAUGAAUGGGUCAUGGGGUAUGGGUAUCUGCAUGUGGUUGAGUAAUGAUUGAUGUACGGACAGGCUCGUAGUUACACGACAGACGAAUCAGUCCCCGGCAAAACCAAUUACCUAUCAGUACGGCAACAGCAACCGUCUACGAGUGACUGUUGUGUAUGUUUACGUGACAUGCAAUCGCCAUCGUCUGGCUUUUAUUUAUAUUGUUUGACUGACCUUUAGGAUAAUGUCAAAAAUUGUCAAACCAAAAGCACUCGACUUUGGUUGUAUGUACAAGA